UAUCAUUUUUAUCACUUUCGAUUUUAUUAUUAUUUUUCUAACACACAUACUGCUCCCCUUCGAAGAAUAUUUUCUAUUAUUUAGGAAGGCCUUAUUUUCAAAAGAAUUUUUGUGUUGAGCUAAGCAAGACUCACACUUUUUAUAGUCAAUUCCCCAGCAUGAAAACCCAAUAGGCAGCCUACUUAAUCGUUACAAUACAUAGUAAGCCUGACCAAAAAAGUCAGUGGACGGCUGCCUCGCCCCAACAGAUUUUAUUUCUCCCGUAAAAUACGAGUAAGGUGAAACCUACAAAUUAAAUCAUGAUUUACGGCAUGCUGGUGACACUCUCGAUGGCAAUCUAUACUACGGUGGCCACCCUUUGGCAGGUUCAACAGAUCCUAAUCAAUUGGAUGAUGUCGUUUAGUCUUUUCAUUUUGGGUCUGUUCUGCAAGCCGUAUUUGAUAGUUCCCCUGUUGGCAGCUGGGUUCUUCAUGGUGCGCCGGAUCUUGCUGCGGCGGGCAAAGCGGACCCAAUCCUGGAAAUCGCCGGGUAACAACGAGUCUGGGUCGUCCAGGCAUUACUCCAUUAAAACCCCACCAUCACGCUACACGGAGAGCUCCCUGUCCAAUAGCGUCGGUGACACAUCCCAGAAGUAGUCGAGCAACGGAUAAUCACACGAUUCACACGGGUUUAUAAACAUACAUACGUCUGAAAUACUACAUACACAUUCCAUGCGAACACUCAUACAUGUGCACGGGUGUGGAUGGAUCCUAAGCCUAAAGCAAUUAAAAAAUACUGCACUGUAACAUCGUUUCAUCCAAAAGAAUACUAGGACUUGAGCAGAGUGGGGAUGUCUACUUUGCGCAGAGCGUCUCUUGCUUUUUU
Messenger RNA from Drosophila miranda, 864 nucleotides. RefSeq lists its product as uncharacterized. The transcript has 2 exons. NCBI's taxonomy places the organism in Eukaryota, Metazoa, Arthropoda, Insecta, Diptera, Drosophilidae. Bases 300 to 635 code for a protein of 111 amino acids. The record is from RefSeq and is a predicted model, not a curated record.